Messenger RNA from Phycodurus eques (leafy seadragon), 3739 nucleotides. RefSeq names its product MAF bZIP transcription factor Ba (gene mafba). Gene Ontology annotation, biological process: regulation of transcription by RNA polymerase II. The transcript is spliced from 2 exons. Gene Ontology annotation, cellular component: nucleus. NCBI's taxonomy places the organism in Eukaryota, Metazoa, Chordata, Actinopteri, Syngnathiformes, Syngnathidae. Gene Ontology annotation, molecular function: RNA polymerase II cis-regulatory region sequence-specific DNA binding; DNA-binding transcription factor activity, RNA polymerase II-specific. Bases 373 to 1626 code for a protein of 417 amino acids. The record is from RefSeq and is a predicted model, not a curated record.
GCCCCGGAUCCCGCCUAUGGGCGCACGUCACCGCGCGCUAUAAGCAUAAAGCUCGGGCUGGCUCCGAGCGCAGUCUGCUGGAUACCAGAGUGGAGGGGAGAGAGAAAGAGGGCGAGAGAGGGAGAGUGGCGUCAAAUCUCUGCGGUGCAGAGCUGGAACAAAAGCUGCUUCUCUGUGAAAACCACACGCCCCGUUUCAUCGGCUCACCUGCUCCUUUUCUUUUUCUUCUUUUUUUUUCCUGGAGGAAAACGAAAAGAAAAAAAAGAAAGAAAAAAGAGGACUUACCACCAACAAGUUGCAACGAGGACUGGUGCGCGUCCCUGCGAGCAAACUUGGUGUUUCACGCUCCAGCAAGUCAGUGCGCAGCGCCGGAUGCACCAACAGAACAAUUGCGUUAAAGAAGAAAGGCGAGAAGAGACGCUGAUUCCCAAGUCCGUUUUGGCGACGCUCGCAAGCUCCUUCGCGUACCUGCAAAAGAGUCGCGACGGCAGCAUGAGCGCGGAGCUCAGCAUGGGCCCGGAGCUACCCAGCAGCCCUCUGGCUCUGGAAUAUGUCAACGAUUUCGACCUGAUGAAGUUUGACGUCAAGAAGGAGGCUUUGGCCGGCCUGGAACGCGGAGGAGUGCGUCAGUGCAACCGCCUCCAACCGCAAGGCUCCGUGUCGUCCACGCCGAUCAGCACGCCCUGCAGCUCGGUGCCCUCGUCGCCCAGCUUCAGCCCCGCGGAGCAAAAGAACCACCUGGAGGAGUUGUACUGGGUGCCCGGCGGCGGCGGCGGCGGCUACCACCAGCAGAUGGACCCCCAGACCCUCGGCCUGACCCCAGAGGACGCGGUGGAGGCCCUGAUCGGAGCCACGAGCCACGGCCACGCUGCGCCUCCGCACGUCCAGCAGCAGCAGCUGCAACAGCAAGGCGCCUUCGAGGGCUUCAGGGGUCCGCAUCACCACCACGGCCACCACGGCCACCACGGCCACGGCCAGCAGCAGCAGCAACAGCAGCAGCAGCACCACCACCACCACCCGUACGCGGGCGCCAUGGGCCACCACGCCGAGGAGCUGCACGGCCACCCGCACGGCCAGCACCACCAUCACGGCGGCGGCGGCGGCAACACCCAGGAUCCCGACAGCCCGUCCCCGGUGUCCCCGGAGGCCCACCACCACCACCACCGCCACCACCACCACCACCACCACCACCCGCACGGCCACCUGGGCCCGUCGGCGGCGGCGCACCACGGCUCGGCGGGCGGCGGCCUCAGCGUGGAGGAGCGCUUCUCCGACGACCAGCUGGUGUCCAUGUCGGUGCGGGAGCUCAACAGACACCUGCGCGGCUUCACCAAGGACGAGGUCAUCCGCCUCAAGCAGAAGCGCAGGACCCUGAAGAACCGCGGCUACGCGCAGUCGUGCAGGUUCAAGCGCGUGCAGCAGAAGCACGUGCUGGAGAACGAGAAGACGCAGCUGAUCAACCAGGUGGAGCAGCUCAAGGCGGAGAUCGGACGCCUGGCCAGGGAGAGGGACGCCUACAAACUCAAGUGCGAGAAACUUGCGGGCUCGGGUUCGGGGCCCAGCGGCGGCUUCCGCGAGGCGGGCUCCACCAGCGACAACCCCUCCUCGCCAGAGUUCUUCAUGUGAGUGGGCUUUCAUUUGCUUUUUUUUUUUUUUUUUUUGGUGUCUCCCCACCCAACCUGACGACAACAACUAAGCGACAGCGUCCACCUCGAACACAAAUCGACUGAUCCAAAUCGUCGCGGGCUCGCAAUUAUAUCCACGCAGCUCGUGCGUCAUAUCAUAAUUCUGUCAUCACCUUUCCAUCCAGGCGUCCACUGAGGUGUCGCGCCAGCAUCUUUGUCCAUUCAAAUUACUCGCGGAGAACAUUUUGAAAUUCCCUCCUGCUAGAAAACAAACAAACAAAAACAACAACAUCGCCCCUGAUGAACUUUGACCCUCUUUUGAGGCUCAAACAACUUUUACAACAGAAUCUUGCCGUUCAAUGGUGGAACAGCAAAACGAGGCCUGGCGUCUGGACAACUCUCCAAAAAGAAAACAAAAAGACACACAAAGAAAAAGAAGAAGGAGAAGAAGAAGAAGAAGAAGAAGAAGAAGAAGCAAGACUCCACUUUAUGCAAAUCUGGGGAGGACAUUUUAUGCAACAUCUCAUUGAUUUAUUGCCUGCUUGGUUAUUAUAUUCCAGUAUAGAAACGAACAACAACAACAACAAACAAAAAAAAAACUCGCAUUAAAUAUUAAUCCUGCAUGCUGGACAUGUAUGGUAAUAAUUUCUAUUUUGUACUUUCAUCAUCUCGUGUAUAUUAAUAAGAGCAUGUUGUUGAUCUGCGCUUCUCUAUAUAGUUUUUGUUUUUGUUUUGUUUGUUUCUUUUUUGGGGGGGAAGGGGGGGGGGUUCGAGAUAUGCAGCGGGGACAGAACAGCGGGACUGCCUGUGCAGCAUCAUAUGCGUCAUAUGCUGAGUGGGUGGGGGUGGGGUGGGCUGGGGGGGGGGUGGUGGGGGGGGGGGGGCUUAUUUGGGCUUGUAAAUAUUAUGCAACCGCAAAGUGCACAAGAUUGAGGAGGCUGGUUUGAACUUCUUUCUUUCUUGGUGUUUCUGUUUCUCAUUUAUUUUGAUGUUCAGUUAUCAUUUCUCAUUUGCGGGACUGAUUGAGAGAGGAGUAGUGCAUUUUUCAUUUUUUUGUUUGUCUUUGUUUUGUUUUUGUUCCAUGUUUGUCAGUCGAAUUUGUAGAGAGAAAGAAAAACAACAAACUUUGAGGCAAGUGCACUUUUGUAUGAUGAUUGAUGAUUUUUGUUUUGUUAUUGUUGCAAGUUUUCAUUUUGACUUUUGCACAAACACCCCCCAGGAAGACAAUAUGAUGCUUUAAUGACAUUUACGGGAGUUCAUGACGCAGAUUACAAAAUUACAAGUUAUCAGUUUUCUCACGAACAAACACACUCAGGGUGAAAAUUUGGACAGUCCCUAAUAUUUCAAAUUUUCCGCGAUAUUUGUGCCCUCUCCUCCCAAAAUAUGAACGUGUGAUUUGGUUAAUUAUGACCGGGAAUCAAAACAAAUAUUCAUUUCGAUUGACAGCCACCUGCAGCAUCAUCAGCGCGUCAGUGAUUGAAAAUGAUAUUUUGAAUUGCAACAUAUUUCUUGUGAGAUGUUGUGAUGCAAAGUUUGUCAAUUAGCGCUGUGUUUUCCUGAUUUUUUUUUUUUUUUUUUUUUUCUUUUUCUUCUGCAGGUCAGUGAAAAAAACGGGAUUCAGGUGGUGCAAAUGCUCAAAAUGAAAACAGUUGAUAUGUUACUUCGUGUUGAUUUCACCUUUUUUUUAUUAUUAUUAUUAUUUGAUGAUUCUGGUUCUGCUGGCCAGAUGCAUAGUUCCAUAAAGUUUUUUUAUUUUAAUGAUUUAAAUUAACAGACUGUCAGAUCAUAUCGAAUAAGCAUGGUGCUUGCAUUUGAAACUAUUGUUGAAAAGUCAUGCAUUUUAUCAAUCUUUUUUCCUUUUUGUUGAUUCAACUGUGUUGAAAUCGAACUGAAACUGCAGCAGCGGGUUGUUGUUUUGUUUUCAGCAUUUCCAUGUACUUUGUCAUGAUGGGGAUAAAUUUUCAAUCCUGUUUAUAUGAAUAAUAGUUAAACAUUUAAAUUUGAACUGUUCCAUUCAGGCUGGUUUCUGUUUAUGUCUUAUUUUUUUUGAGGGGGUUGUUUUCGGAAGAAAAUGUUUCCUAUUUUGCUUAUUAAAGUCAUUGAAAUGGCAAUAA